Molecule: messenger RNA, 3194 nt
Organism: Lepidothrix coronata (blue-crowned manakin)
Lineage: Eukaryota; Metazoa; Chordata; Aves; Passeriformes; Pipridae
Gene: MISP
Product: mitotic spindle positioning
Exons: 5
Coding region: 281-2644 (787 amino acids)
Source: RefSeq, a predicted model, not a curated record
CCCCGUGCACGUGGAGAGGCCCACGCGACACCAGAGGGUGUCUGUGCCCAGGGCGAUGCCCAGCCGGACCGUGGCUGUGGUCUCGCUGCCACUGGUGGUGCCGCGAACCUGCGGCAGGUUUGGCUGUGCACCCUUGGAACGUGCCCAGGCUGGGGGACAGAGGGACAGCCAGGUCUGGCCCCUUGGCCUCUCCUGAGCCAGAAGCUCGUGGGUGACCUUGAAGCUGAGCAGCGGCCCCAGUCCGAAGACAGGUUGGCAGCGGGGUGGCUCUUCCCAGGAGAUGGACAGAGUCACCAGACAUCUGGUGUUCCAGCUCCCACAGGCCUCGCACAGGCCUGACUCCAGCGAUGGGCACCAGACCGGCUCGCUGGCAGAGCUGAGGGCUGACAGUGACGACGAUGUCUUUGGCUCCACUCAACACAGCACCCAGAGGGUAGAAAAUGGCUAUGGCUGGAAGAGGAGGUCCCAGUCACCCUCAUAUUUCCUGGAGGGUGGAAAAGAUGUCUGGACCCCGUCCCCGGACAGAGAGUCCAAGCUGGAGGUGGUGAAGUCGGGAAGCCUGUACGACCUCAGGGCUUACAGGGGUGAGAGGAAACCCUCGAAGCUCUAUGAUGAGGAGGAACAGGACGUGUACAGGGUCCCUCCACCCAACAUCUCACCCGAGAAAGCCAGGGAGCUUGAGGAUGAGAGGAGGGAGGUCAUCCGGAGCCAGGUGAUGAGGAAGAGCUCCACCAUUGCUGAGAGGUGGAGCUCCAUGGAUGAGCUGAGCUCCAUCAACACUGGCAUGGGCAGCCAGGGUGAAGGCAGGCAUGCAGGCAGUGUCACCACCAGCUUUGCCAUCAGCUUUGACAAACCUUCCCCAGGUAGGGCUGCGACACCUGUGGACCCUGACAAUAUCGACACAGAGCAGAUCAACUUCUCCGCGGCUCGGCAGCAGUUUCUGAUGCUAGAGAAGUCCAGCCCAGGCUCUUUUUUCAGCCCAGGGCAGCAGGCCAUAUCCCCUAAGCCAGAGUCAGUGACAAAAGUCUCCAGGGAAGAGUGGCAUAGCCCUGAGAUGGCCACGAAGGCUGUGAGAGGUUAUGGUAGUGCCGGUCCAUCAAGCCAGAGCAGGAGGGACAAGAGCGUUUACCAGGUUUACAAUGUGUCCUACAAGACACCCGAGAAGGAGGAGGUUUCUACUCCCAGAAAAGCUCACAUUGAAAGGUCAUAUCCCAUUGUGAAAAUGUCCAGCCUGACCAAAGCAUUGUCCAGAGAGGACCUGGACUCCGGCUUGGGUGAGAUGUAUAACGAAGCCAACACAGGCUAUGGCAGUGAUGGAAGUGCCUCCAAUGAGACCUUCAGUGGCCUCGUGGAUCUGAGGGCUGGCAGCAACGGGCUGGGCAAGGAGACGAAGGUCAGCAGUGAGACGCCCAUCGAGCGGGAGAUCCGCAUGGCGAUGGAGAGGGAGGAGAACCUCUGGAAAGAGAGGGGUAUCCAGCGGCUGACCUCCAGCAGCGAGCUGGUGGAGAUCCAGACCAAGCCUGUCCUCGCCCUUCAUGGCUCUCCCGGCCCAGGCAGGAAAGGGAAGGACAGAGGCCGUGCUUCCCUUUACGUCCAGAGGGAAAUUGAGCAGGAAACCAAGCGAGAGGAAGAUCUGAAGAGGCAAGGGAGGCUUCUGGGGGCGUAUGACAGGGGGACGCAUCAGGAGCUGGACGAGCGCAGGAGGGUGUUUGAGCAGGAGGAAGCCCCCCCGCAGAAGUCCAUGGCCCCAAGGCAGGCAGAGGAGCGGAGGAGCUGGGUUAAGGAGUUUGUGGUGGAGCAGCCCUCGGGCCCCAGCCCCACGGAAGACACCAGGGACAGGAGAAGCAGUCCCAGCUACACAGCGAGCAUCGCACACUUCCAGCUGUCCCAGCCGCGCUUCACCGCCAGCGAGAGGAGCCGGGAGAAGCCCUCGGUGUCCCAGCACGCUUCCGCCAGUGCCAGCAAAUGGGGGAGCAAGGAUUCCUGGGGAGGGAAGCUUCCCGGCUCCACCCCAAGCCCCACCGGCACUGCUGUCCUGCCCAGAGAGUACUUCUCCCUCUCCUUCUGGAAGCCGAAGGUCUCCUUCGCGGAGGACAUGGGGACGCAGAGCCCGCUGCGGAGGGAGGACGGCCGGGAGGAGCAGUACCGGCUGCGGACCUGGAAGCCCCAGACGUCUGCACUGAUUGAGGAGGAGAUCCGGAGCGACCUGCAGAGGGAAGAGGAGCUGCAGGAGCAGCGGCGGCGGCUGAUGAACAACUACAGAGACAGUGUUCCCCAGGAGGGCUCCCGCUCUCGGCACAGCUCCGCUGCUUCAGGUGCCAGUGGCAGCUACUCGGUGUCUGGGUCUCCUGUCUCCACUCCUGCCUCACACCAGACGGGGAUCCUGGGGCUGAUGUCGUCCUUCACCCCACUGAGAAUGGCCAGUUCCUCCCAGGGCAGCACGGAGACCCCCACCCCGGACUCGUCACGUUCCAGCCCCUGUGAAGAGAGGAGGAGGAGGGUGAAGGAGGAUGGAAAGUACGCAGGCAUAGAACCCAUCGACAAGGUCAACACAGAGGUGGUGGAGAGCACCCGAGUGAUCCGUCACAAGAGCGCCAUGGCCCAGCGCUGGGAGGCCGGGCAGUACGUCCGCGACGAGGACUGAGGGACCCCUGGGCCGGGGGCUCACCCUGUUUGGGAUCGACUGACUCGUGACCAAAACACCCAAUCAGUUCCACCCCUGGCCACUGCAACAACUGGAGACAUGUACCCUGCAAAUCAAUGUGGUUUUUUGUCACUGAUAAUCCUUCCAUGCAAUAGAUCUGCUCCUUCCUCCCCCUCCCUGUGGGGGAACACUUUUUUUUAUUUUCUUAAGAGAGGAAAAAUUGGAUCAGUACUUUUUAAUCACUUCCACCUGGAGUCAGCCAGGUGAAAUCAUCCGGUAAUUCACUUUGCCCCUUGGGAACUGUGUCUCUGGCUUACAAAAAAGCUGUUUUAUUUCUCAGUGAUUUCAGGUUUUUAGGUCCCACGAGGCCGGGCAUCGCCUCAGGGAUACCUGGACUGAGGCCUCUGGAUCAGCAUUGCCAUGAGACUGGGGAAUCAACACUGGCUUAGCUCCUGUGAUCCAUGGAGACGCAGCAAUUGAAUAUAAAUAUAUAUAUAAAUGCUGUUUAUUUUGCUAAUUUAUUAAAGAGUUGUUGCUCUCUUGUUCUUCC